UUAGCUGGCCGUCGAAAUGGACCGAGAGAGAGUGCUUCAUUUGAUUCAUUGCAACUCUCUUCCGAUUGCACUAUAAUAUACUUUUUUUAAGCAUAAAUUUGCAAAGGUGUAUCCAAUCUGUGUCAAAUAUCGAUCGUGAUGUAAUUCUUGCUUUUGGUUAAUCAACGCAAAUGGUGUGUGCAAAGUGCUUACGAAUCCGAAUAUGAAAGGGAAAUUAGACGAAAAUCUCAUGCACAAUUCAUACCGAAAAAUCGAGUUUCAUUCAACGGAAGGAAUUAAUUUGGUUUUCGUAAGUAAAAAAAACUGAGUGUCCACAUGCAAAAGAGGUAGAGCGUCCACAAAAAGGAGGGACAGUUUUUAGUGCGAUUUGAGGUAUGUAUAAAAGUUCGCAAUGUUGCAAAGUCAAAUCAAUUCACAUUCAGUUCUCACUGGCAUCAGUUCGAAUUUCAAAAUGAAGUGUUUGGUAGGUUUCUAUUUUGACCGAAAAAAAAUCGAAAUUGGUUGAAAUAAACUUGGUUUUUAAUGUGCAUUUUCAUUCAUUUGUACAGGCAAUUUUGUUGGUGGUUUCAGUCCCAUUGUGCGUUAGUGUCGAGAAGAAGGAAAAACGUGGCAUUAAUCACGAGCACGGCUACGCUGCAGCCACACCACUCCACGCUGCUCCACUCCCAGCUGCCCAUUUCCACGCCGCUGAGCUCCCAUCUCAGCCAUUAUUUGCCGCAGCUCCAGAUUAUGCUGCUCAACAACAUUUUGCCGCUGAGCAAUUGCCAUUGGCGCAUGAUAUUACUCCAAUGCUUCAACCAAGUGCCGGUUACGCCGUUCAAGCUGCACCAGCUCAAGUUCAAACCAUUGUCAAGCAAAUCGCUGUCCCACAUGAACACUUAAUUCCUAUCGACAAUCCAGUCCCAUUUCCCGUAGAACGUCCAGUACCGAUCGAUAAUCCCGUGCCACAUGUAAAAUUGGUAGAACAACCUGUACCAAUCCACGUCGACGUACCGAUUACUGUGCCUAUUGUGAAACAAAUCCAAGUUCCACAGCCACACGUGCAUCAUGUGAAGUUGCUGCUUCAAAAAGUGUUGGUUCAACAACCAGCAGCACCACAAAAAUAUAUCGUCAUUCAACAGAACUCACGUAGUGGCCAUCAUGGUUGGGGAUGGGAUUAAGAAGUAGCAAAAAAAACCAUUACUAGUUAUUUAAGAAGA
Sitodiplosis mosellana (orange wheat blossom midge) is the source of this 1199-nucleotide messenger RNA. RefSeq lists its product as uncharacterized. The transcript is spliced from 2 exons. The coding region runs from base 789 to 1160 and encodes 123 amino acids. The record is from RefSeq and is a predicted model, not a curated record. NCBI's taxonomy places the organism in Eukaryota, Metazoa, Arthropoda, Insecta, Diptera, Cecidomyiidae.